Aphanomyces astaci is the source of this 1122-nucleotide messenger RNA. Its product is annotated as nuclear transcription factor Y subunit beta. Lineage: Eukaryota; Oomycota; Saprolegniomycetes; Saprolegniales; Verrucalvaceae. The record is from RefSeq and is a predicted model, not a curated record. Gene Ontology annotation, cellular component: nucleus; CCAAT-binding factor complex. Gene Ontology annotation, biological process: regulation of transcription by RNA polymerase II. The transcript has 2 exons. Bases 103 to 474 code for a protein of 123 amino acids. Gene Ontology annotation, molecular function: RNA polymerase II cis-regulatory region sequence-specific DNA binding; protein heterodimerization activity; DNA-binding transcription activator activity, RNA polymerase II-specific.
GUAAAUUUGAAUUUUCAAACGUUGACUGCACGAAAUAUUUUAAUUCUUCACAGUACUACCUGGCGUCCCAUUCUCACCUUUACCAACCAAGGAAGCACCAUCAUGAGCAGCAAGGACGACCUGAACGACGAUGAGAUCCGUGAACAAGAUCGGUUCCUUCCUACGGCCAACAUCUCCCGCAUCAUGAAGGUAUCCCUUCCCAACACGGCCAAGAUCGCCAAGGACGGCAAGGAAACCGUGCAGGAGUGCGUGUCCGAGUUCAUUUCGUUCAUCACGUCCGAGGCCAGUGACAAGUGUCAGCAAGAGAAGCGGAAGACUAUCAACGGCGACGACAUCAUCUGGGCCAUGAGCACAUUGGGCUUCGAUUCGUACGUGGAGCCCCUCAAGUUAUACCUCCAAAAGUACCGGGAAAGUGUGAAGGUGGAGAAAUCCGACAAGAAGGACAACGUGGGAUCGUUUGGCGCGUCGAGUUAGGUGCUUCCUGCUACGUCGUCCUCGUUGAAGACGAUCUCCCUUGUAGAUAGACCUCGUUCCUUCCUCUUUUAAUCCUUAUGUAUCUCUUUCCCCUCACACGAUUCAUCAUCUUUCGAGCAGUGCCAGCAUCUGUGUGCGUAAGCGACCAGUGAGGUUCACGGCGCAAUCUAUCGGUCGAUCUCCGUACACGUCCUUCUGUGUCACAGACACCGCCGCGCCGCCGUGGUCUAAGAGCAGCUUCACGCAUGGUACAUGUGCCCGGAUAACCGCAACAUGCAGCGGGGACCACAAGUUGACUGGCUCGGCGGCAUGCGCGACCGCUCCGAUCUGCAGCAAGAACUUGAGGACGUCUCCAUGUCCUUGGGACGCAGCCCAAUGCAGUCCGUUCCAUCCGUGUUGGUCGGUCGCAUGCACAAGGUCCCCGUCCGACUCUAUCAUCGCUCGAAGUUUCUGCAUGUUUCCUCGAAACACAGCGACAAGGAACUCGCGGUGGCCUUUGUCUGAGGAUGUGGCCGUGCGUUCGACCUCCGCAGGCCCUUCAACGUCGCGCUGGUUGUCAUUCCGACCACCUUGCUUCGUAGCCUUGACCGCCUCGACCACCUCGUCUUCAUAAUCCUACCAAGCUCUUCCAUGAUGAACGUGCUGAAA